AUGGACCUGAGGAUCGGCCAGCAGAGCUUCCGCAGGAAGAAAAUGACGAAGCAACUCACCGGGAAGCGAGAUGACAGCGCCCUGCAUUCCGCGGUGCGGGCGGGCAAUCUGGCCGUCACGAAGGAGAUCCUGGCGGAGGUCGGCGGAGACGAGACGAGGGAUCUGCUCCGCAAGCAGAACCAGUCGGGGGAGACGGCUCUAUACGUCGCGUCCGAGUACGGCUACGUGGAUGUCGUCCGCGAAAUGAUCAAGCAUUACGAUGCUUCCUCCGCCGGAAUCAAGGCCCGGAAUGGCUUCGACGCCCUGCAUAUUGCUGCCAAACAAGGGGAUGUAGGUGAGAAUUCCUUUAGGAAACCGUUUGUCGAUCAUUUGUCGAAAGGAAACCCCGACUCUUACUCCCUCAAGAUUUCCUAAGCUUUCAUACAUCGCAGAGUUGCAGAGAGGAUAGGCAAAAGAACGAACAGCCAAAUCAAUCAAUCCUCUACUCGAUCAGUUGAUAAUCAGUCAUCCAGUCGAAUCUUCUUGUUCGAACAGCGAUUUUCCCGAUGAUUAUAUCAUAUUUAUACGUAGUUCCACAUUCAUGAAACCCUAGUUUCGGAUCGCUCCUCCGGAAGAAUAAUUCCUGGGACUCCCUCUAUCUCAUGUUCUGAGGCAUUCCACGCCACGUCCAGACGUUCUGCAGGUGUUGCUGGAGGCGCUGCCGGAGCUCUCCAUGACCGUGGACUCGACGAACACGACGGCCCUGCACACGGCCGCCACACAAGGCCACGCCGAGGUCCUGAAGAUGCUGCUAGCAGUGAACGGAGACCUGGCAAAGAUAGCCCGCAGCAACGGGAAGACGGCCCUGCACUCGGCUGCAAGAAAUGGGCGACUCGAGGUGGUGAAGGCGCUCCUCAACAGAGAGCACGCCAUAACCGCCAGGAAGGAUAAGAAGGGCCAGACGGCGCUUCACAUGGCCGUCAAGGGGCAGAGCCUGGAGGUGUUGGAGGAGCUCCUCAGAUGCGAUCCCUCGCUGACCAACAUGGUAGAUUCCAAAGGGAACACGGCAUUGCACAUCGCUGCGAUGAAGGGCCGCGAUCAGGUGCUGUUCCUGUUGAUUCCCAUUCGUGCCCGCAUUUAAAUUCUCGAGUUUUCUUCUCGUCUAGCCUGAAUUUGUGCUGGAAUAAAAUAAAAUAAUCUUACACUGAACGAGGGAAAAAAAGAAGAGAAUCUAAACCUGAGAUAAAUGUGAUUAGAACAAGAACAUGGGACAUAAACAGCCAGAAAGGUCAGAGUUCAGUCUUGAUCUGUGAGGUAGCGACGAGCUUGCUGAGACAGAAAGGAAGAAAAUCCUCCAAAAUUUCCAAAAAUAGAAGUUUGAAUGAGAUCAGUUUCUGUCCAAGAAGGAGACGUCAAGCUUCUGAAGACCUUUUAAACUUGGGAUUAGGGCAUCCCAUGGUAGGGAAGCAUUCUCUACUUUUACUCCAGGUUCAAGUAGAUUCAGGGGGUCUGCAAGCGGUCUGCUUUUACUCUAUGUUUGUGUUCUUGAUGUGCUUUGAAGAGAUGAUAUGAGGAAAGCUGUUCCUGGGCUUUGAUGAUAUCAGGAAGAUAAGUGAAAAAAAUAUACUUGUUUUUAGAAGGAAUUCAGAGAUUGCAGCAGGGUUGAUUGAGCAGCUUUCAUCGCUUGGUGAUUUUUUUUCAUUGUGUUCAUAUAAAGUUCGAAAAUCCCUGCCACAAUGCGGUUCUGGGGGUCCUGCAAUCGAUCGCUCUGUAAAAUAUAUGCAGGCCAAUAAUUCUCCAAAUUAUGACCUUCAUGUGAAGAUGGAUGAAUCCGAGGAGGCGAAGAACAUUCUCCCAAAAUCUGCGCAGAGCCAGUCAAACCCCCCAACUCCCCCUGUGAUUAACUCCAGCUUCUUUCCUGCAGGUUGCGAAGAUUCUGCUAGAAUCGGAGGAGACGGACGCCGGAAUCCUCAACAGAGCCGGCGACACGGCCCUGGACAUCGCCGAGAAGGCUGGCCACUCGGAGCUCACAACGACCCUCCUCAACCACGGCGCCCAGAGGGCCAGAGAACUCGGCGGCGCCGCCGCCGCCGCCGGCGCCGGCACCCCCGCCGGAGAACUGAAGCAGACGGUCAACGACAUCCAGCACGAGGUCCACUCCCAACUGGAGCGCACCUUCCAGACCGGGGAGCGCCUCCAGGGGAUCGCCCGGCGGGUCAGCAAGCUCCACGCAGACGGCCUCAACAACGCCAUCAACUCCACCACGGUCGUCGCCGUCCUCAUCGCCACCAUCGCCUUCGCCGCCAUCUUCACCGUCCCCGGCAAGUACGCCGGCGGCGAGAACCCCGUCCCCGAAGGUGCCUCCCCGGGGGAGGCGAACGUGGCCCAGGAGACGACCUUCACCGUCUUCUUCAUCUCCGACGCCGUCUCCCUCUUCAUCUCCCUGGCGGUGGUGGUGGUGCAGACAUCGGUGGUGGUGGUGGAGCAGAGGGCCAAGAAGAGGCUGAUGGCGGUGAUCAACAAGCUCAUGUGGCUCGCCUGCGUGCUGAUAUCCGUCUCCUUCCUGGCCGUCUCCUUCUUGGUGGUGGGCCGCCAGGGGAUAUGGCUCGCCAUCGCCGUCGCUUCCACAGCGGCGGCGAUCAUGGCGACGACGCUCGGCACGCUGUGCUGCUGGGUGGUCGCUCACCGGGCGGAGGAGAGGAAGCUGAGUCGCCGCCGCCGCCGCGGCCGCCGCUCCUCCCUCAGCAGGUCGCGCUCUCCCUCCGUCUCCGCCGUCAUCUCAGAUCCCGACCAGCCAAGCGGCGAAUUCAAGCUGUACCCCAUAUAA
Molecule: messenger RNA, 2806 nt
Organism: Spirodela intermedia
Lineage: Eukaryota; Viridiplantae; Streptophyta; Magnoliopsida; Alismatales; Araceae
Source: the annotation of a GenBank genome assembly